GUGACUUUUUAACCUUCGAAUUGUAAGAAAAUGUAACCAGGACAUCAUGCAUAUGCUUGUCGUGAACUGGAUACACACCGCUUGACGAUGUAACGGGACCCAAUCAGAGGGCGCCAUCAAGUGAAACACACGCACCAACGUUCGGUGAGCCACUUGGCGGAUUGUUGCUAGACAAAGGUUGUUGUUCUCCGUCGCAAAGAACGUCCCAAGUGCCACAAGUCAAUUCGCUCCGGCCUGCCUACGUACCUCUCCGACAUGCCCUCGCCUUCUGCUGCCUCGUCCACUUCAGGUCUCUACGACUGGUGUGACAUCGCGGAGGUGGCAGCGGCGCAGCGCAAGUCCAUUUCGCGCAAGGUCAACGCGACGACGUUGCUCGCGUCCAAGGCGUCGAAGAAGUCCAAGAAGCAUGCCAUGCCAUCGACUCGCACGACCUUCCGCCAGCAGCAUGAAGCCAUGCAACGUCGCCACUCGUCCCAUGCCAAACCUUCGUCCACUUCGUUGUCCAUCAUGUCUGCUGCCGCGAGCCGCUUCGAGUCGCAUCUGAGUGCCGCGGCCACGGUCUUUGCGCCGCAGCUCCCGCGCUUGCUCUAACAAGCCAGCCAACAGACGACGCGAUAUGUCUAGUUCGUGGAUGGUGAACAUGAAUUCGUCCUGGCUAGUUUUUCAUUUCGGUGUGAUAUCUUGUCGCAGCAGUCGUAGUCGCUUCCUUUACUCUAAAAAUAUUUAUAAACAUUGACCGUGCCGUGACUACGACUAAUCUUACCAGCGUUCUAAGGAUAGCGUAAGUUACAACAUGAAAAGUC
This is a messenger RNA of Aphanomyces astaci, 803 nucleotides long. RefSeq lists its product as hypothetical. Bases 256 to 591 code for a protein of 111 amino acids. The record is from RefSeq and is a predicted model, not a curated record. The transcript has a single exon. Lineage: Eukaryota; Oomycota; Saprolegniomycetes; Saprolegniales; Verrucalvaceae.